Molecule: messenger RNA, 1013 nt
Organism: Ipomoea triloba (trilobed morning glory)
Lineage: Eukaryota; Viridiplantae; Streptophyta; Magnoliopsida; Solanales; Convolvulaceae
Exons: 2
Coding region: 101-685 (194 amino acids)
Source: RefSeq, a predicted model, not a curated record
AACGGCCAUUAUCAGCUAGGGUCCAUAAAGAAGAUCCCCUUUCUUCUCCCUUUCUAUUGUCCAUUUUUUUUUUAAAUUUCAUUUCCCAUUCUCUUCUGCAAUGUCGUCUAACAACAAAUCUCCCAUUUUUCCCUUCCCACAACCUCAACACUUCACUGACUAUGUAUUUGACACUCAAGUCGACUACUUUCAGAAAAAUAUUUUGGAAGAAACGCGGAAACACAAGAGCUUGUCAAGAUCCUUAGACGCGUUCCGUUUCAAGCCUCAAAAGCCCAUUUCCAAGGAGGACACAUCCCGGAAAUUCAAGAAGAGCGGCGGCCGGAAACGGUGGUGGAAGAGCGCUCUGCUAUUCUUCAAGUGGAAUACCACCGCCGGCGCCGCCCCACUCGCCAAAACCGAGGGUGAUUCCACCGAGCGUGGGGCCAACCGUAACCGUGCGCGCGUGAGAUCCGUGUAUGGGCCGGUGUACUACAUCAGCGAUAGUCGAAGUGGCUCCGGCGGGAAACCUUACCGUACCACCGGCCGGCCGUCGUCUGUCCCACUCGCCGGAACUUUGACUCCGUCCGGUAAGGGUGAGAUGGAGAUGGAGAUACCGUACGUUAGUCUCAGGGAUCUUAACAUGGAGAAGCAGCAGCAUUAUAGGAUGUCUGCACCCUCUACCUUACCAGUCUAUUUGGUCACCUAAAACUUAGACUGAUAAUUAAUAAUUAUUGUUGGAUUGAUUGCUGAGUUGAAUUACAACGACUCUUUUUUUUUUUUUCCUUUUUAAAUUAUAUUUCCAAACGCAUUAAUUGAUAUUACUCGUAUUAGUCUCCGAGGAAAUUCACUUGUUUCUCUUUAUUUAUUUUCUUGAUGUUGCGAAAAAGAUUGAAUCCUCAAAUUCAAGGGCUUCACGUCCCAGUCGGACUAUUUGAGAUGAUGUAAAUUAUGACAAUUCAGUUAAAUAUAGGGAUUUUAUUUAUUGUACAUAAGUAGUCCUCAUCACUAUUAGACUUUGAGAUGUUACUUUUCAA